Molecule: messenger RNA, 804 nt
Organism: Angiostrongylus costaricensis
Lineage: Eukaryota; Metazoa; Nematoda; Chromadorea; Rhabditida; Metastrongylidae
Source: the annotation of a GenBank genome assembly
UGUCCUCUCCUUGCCCAGCUACAGUAUGCAGCAGCGCAGUACUCGGACUCGUUUGCUAGGAAUUACAUGUUUCCACUCAGCUGUGAAGCUUUACGAGUGAAGCUAAAAAAUAUUCGGCUUAGACGACAACUGACCGUCCAAUGCGACUGCUAUCAACGUGACACCUGUUCUGGCUUCACGGCCGUUCUUCACAAUGAGAAGGCGAUAGUGCUCAGCUUCAGGAGUACCACGAGAUUUAUGCAACUGGUGGAAGAAAUUGAAAAAUCGGUUUUCGUAAAAAUUCAAAGCUCAUGGAUGUUUGGAGUAAAAGUAUCAAAAUACUUCGGUGAUGGCUUUCAAAAGCCUUGGGACGACUAUAUUGCCCUCAACAGGAUGUAUCCCGUCUAUGGAAUUUGGGUUACUAGGCAUUCUCUUGGUGGUUCACUGGCAUCGUUAACAGCCUCGUAUCCAAUCGGUUCCAAUUCUUCGAUGCCGAAUGGGAUGAAAUUGGUCACCUUUGGUCAACCACGAACUGGCAAUUUGCAGUUCUCCAUCACUCACAAUUCUCAGUUGAAGUACUCAUUCCGUGUCACUCACUGGAGAGGCGUUGUGCCUCAUAUUCCGCUUCAGCGGGCCGUUCAUUGUUAUCAUCAUAAUGAAGAAGCGUUCUACAAAUACAACAUGGCUGCAAAUUCGGUUAUCAUUUGUUCAGAUAUGAGAUGUAGUGACGGUUUGUGGUUAAACUCAAGUAUUGCCGAACACAAACAUUAUUUUGGAAAACAGAUGGACGAUUACGGAGAAAGUGGCUGGGUGUUGAAGGAAUAA